UGUCUUGGUGAGCAAAACAUUGUAAUUACACUACUGGUACAUGUUCUAACAGAGCAUCUAUGCAAAAUGCAAGUUUUCAUUACCAAGUGGUACAUGACAAAAACAUAUCAUAUUCCCGGCUUAGAACUUCAAGACAAACCAAAGAGUUAAAUUAAAUUGAAAGUACAAUUUUUACUCAGGUAUGGGGAAUACCACAUCUAAAAAUAGCAUUGUUUUUUCCUCAGGUAUUCAAAAUGGAGUCCUUUUCCCAAGGAAUAUUUGAAGGAAUGCAGCACAUGUCAGAGUCAGUGUUUCAAGGACUGUGUCUUAUAAUGGGAACCUCACAACAGGUGGCUAUUAGGAGAGAGAUAUCGGACAUGAAGGAGGUAGUGAGGAGAGUAGCAACAACUAAUAAUAAGAGCACUUUGAUGUUUAGUGGAAGUUUAAGAGAAGGAUUCAGGCUGAAGGGAUCAGAUGUGGACUUCAUGUACUGGCCAAACAACCAUCGAGUGAUCAUGGACAUGUCUCAGUCUGAGUAUUAUAACACAGUCAAUACAACCUUGAUUCUCUCUGACAGUUCUGAGAGUCCACCAGGAUUCACUUUACUUCAGUUACUGACACAAACAAGAGACAGAGAAGUCCAAUCAUCAUGUGUCAGAAUAAAUGACAGAUUGUACAUAUCAAGUUUUACAUACAGACACCUAACUUGUUCAACUUUAGUCCCUAAUUCUACCGUGCAUGGUCCCUGUGGUAGUGGUGUUAGAGGAGGGAUGGAAUAUGACACUGCCUGGUGUUUUAUGUGUGAUUUUUGGCCUUUGUCUGCCUCCUCAUGGAUAGACAGAUGUCUUUCAUGGCCAGAUGCGGAAGUUGUAAAUGACAUUAUAAGAAAUGGUUGUCACUUUGUAGCUAUAGGACACCCAUUAGGACAACAAGAAAAUGAAGAAUGGAGAAUUUCCUUUUCUCAGGCAGAAUAUAAACUUGUGUCAUCAAUGAGCCACUGUCAAUUUUUGACAUACGGGUUGUUAAAACUUUUCUUAAAAGAAGUUUUAAAUCAACAAUCAGAAGAAACUAAUAAUUUGUUGUGUUCCUAUCACAUGAAGACAACUAUUUUCUGGGCAAUUCAACAAAACACACUAUCUCACUGGUGUCCGCAAAAUCUCCUGGUUGGUUUCUGGGCCUGCUUUAAACUUCUUCUGAAAUGGGUGUAUGAGGGAAUUUGUCCAAACUUUUUCAUACCACAAAACAACAUGUUCCUGACAAAGGUCCAUGGCUCGACACAAAACAGAUUGUUUCUACAAUUACAUGAAUUGUACAAGAAAGGUCUGGCCUGUCUCUUACAGAGUUCCUCUAUCAGGUCCUAUAUCACUGAUGUCCUGUACAAUCCUAGACUUUCUAUUUGUACAGCUGAGAGUGUAAUGAAGUGUGAAGUUGACUAUGAUGUAGAACUUCUCAAAGAGUCCUCUGAUGUAUCUAUAGUUCUGGGAGACCUAUUUAGUCUUACCAAAACCAUGCACAUGAUAGAACAGCUGGUUAAUUCACAUCCGACACAGUAUCAAAUUGUCACAUUACAAAAACUUACAUCAUCCAUCCUUCAAUAUAAUACUUUUGUAUUAACUAACAUGUACACUAACACAAAUGUCAACAAAAAGAUGUACAUUACUGACAAAAUAUCUUGUCACAUGCUGAAAUUAGCAGCCAACUUUGGAGGUAUUUCUGACAUGGUAUAUAUUGCCAUGCAUCAUUACAAAAUGCUUAGAUACAGGGAAGCUUUAUCUGUUAUAGAGAUGACAAAAGUCAAGUUAGCACAGCCGUAUCUGAUGUAUAGAAGUGUAAACAGAGAGAGGUUUACAGAGGCUUUAGGAGGACAGUCCUGGUCUACAAAGAUGAGACAGGCUGUAGCAAAGGAUAUCCAACUUGUCAGCGCCUUCUGUUAUAUCCAUGAACUGAUACCAGAACAACGGUCAGCUUUACAGAAAAAUACUUCAGUAAUAUUUAUCCCAGUUUUUGUCAUGUUACACUUUAUAGAAUUCUUGUGUUACAGACACAUCAAUACGGCAUUAUCACAAGCAGCUCUAGAUGAGCUACAAGUACUACUUCACCAUGAUCAGGGGAGGUAUGUACAUGUCUAUUACAGAGACAUCUCCUGGGAGAUCCUGGGGAUCUGUCAACAGAUGACUGGGAACCUCCAGGCUGCUUUAUACUCAUACCAACAGUCUCUCACACAGCAUACACACAAUGGAAUACAAAAUGCCACACAGAUGAGAAUUCAAGAGGUGGUUGAGUUAAUGCAACAUCAGUAAAUAUAUCAGUAAUUUGGAAUACCAGUGCCAAAUCAAAUUUGAUAUAGUAUACCUGUUAACCUUUCAAAGCUGCUAUGUGGGAGAAUCUCCCCCUUACCAACUUGGCUAAGGGGGAGAUUUUGCGUAAACGACAUUUUUUUCAUGUGAAAUGCAAAUAUAUAUAAAAAAUACUGUUAGAUACCUUUUUACCAUUGUAAUUAAUGCAUUUGCAAUCAUUUUAAAUUUUAUUAUUUCUAUGACUACCAGUGUGCGAUUACAACUUGUGUUGUGUUCAGAAAACUAUUAAUUUGUUUGCAUAGUACAAUACAAGAAGUCAAUAGUGCCACUUUUUAUAUUAAGUUUUCUUAUUGUUGAGUAUUGAACCAUCACUUCAUGCUGAUAUCUAGGGUAAACACAGAAAAUUUAUUUUAAGUAUUUUGAAUACCAGUAAAUAAUAUUCAUUAAAAUCAUUUUUUGCCUUAUAUAUAGGAAAGAUUUUUAAUUCACAAAACAACAUGUAUUUCUCCAGUAUCAUUUAAAAAUGAUCUCUGUUGUAAUGUCUACAGCAUCCCUGUAAUAUUCAUAGUACCUGUACUAUAAACUUUAAAAACUCUUGUGAAAUGCUUUUACACUUUUUACUCGAGCUUCACUUUUAUCGGUAGCUUGUAUAAAUACCCAGUUCCAAACUCUCUUUGAUUUUUACCGACUGUGCUGGCCAGACAGAAUUAGUCACGACUCACUGCACGUGGCUUGGGUGCUUUACCUGUGCACCUGUUAAGUGACACCACUUGUAGUAUAUUUAUAUGAUCUAAGGGAAGUAACUGUUUGAGUAUGAAUGUAUGAGUAUGAUUUGAGUAAGAGUUAUGGUUCUUUGUGUGUAUUGUUUGAGAGUAUCAUCCGGGGAUUGAGCACGGGAAAAUAGCCAUGCUGAUGAUGUGUGCGUGCGUGAGAGCAUGAUGUGGACUUGUAUACAUGUGUCAUGAAUAAACCUAUUCGUGAAUUGA
This is a messenger RNA of Magallana angulata, 3262 nucleotides long. RefSeq lists its product as uncharacterized. The record is from RefSeq and is a predicted model, not a curated record. NCBI's taxonomy places the organism in Eukaryota, Metazoa, Mollusca, Bivalvia, Ostreida, Ostreidae. The transcript has 2 exons. The coding region runs from base 234 to 2279 and encodes 681 amino acids.